GGCGGGGCGGGCCUGUCCUUCCUCUUGCGCCCUCGGACCUCAGGACUCGGGCGGAGCGUUGCCUGUUCCGCCCUCGGAUGCACACCCGCGAGGCCCCACGACUUCCCGGAGGCCGGGGCUUGGGACCCGCUUUCUGGGGUGUUACCCGAAGCCAGGACGGGGACCUUCUGCUCGGCCCCUUUGGCUCCGGGGGAGAGGCGAUCGCGGACUUGUUCUGGGACUGUGGCCUGUGUGGUUAACGCUCGUCCGCUCCCUCCUGGUUGUUAGUCUGAUGUUGGCUUAUUUAUCAAGUGUUUAUUCGAAAGAAUAAAAGAUGUAUCAGAAACCUUUUGGCCUGAUCAGAGUAGUGCAAGGAAUGGCCAGGACUUGGGAGGAGUAGACUAGAGCUGGAGUCAGACCCAUCUAACUCACCGCGUGACCUUGAGCCGGUUGCGGAGCUCCGCGGGGAAGGGUGUGAGGAUGGUAGGAGGUGAUGGGUAAUUUCAGCAGAUUUCACACUACCUUACCUUCGGGGGCUAACUGGGAAUCCAGCAUUUUUAUAGGCAAAAUUGUUCUGGGUUUUAAAAUAACUCACUUAGAAAUGAACCUUUGGAAGGUAAACCCAUCGAAUGUUAGGGACUUUUAAUAUUUUCAACUAUGCUUCACAUUAUCAGAAAGUUGAAGUGGAAUGUGCAGAAGCACAAAUUAUUGGGUUAAAGAACUCUUUUCUUCUUUGGGAGUUGAAUAUAAUAUCUUGGAACUUGAUCAAGUUGGUAAGUGGAAUGAUGAUGGGGCCAGUGUUCAAGAAGUGCUGUCAGAGAUCACUAAUCAGAAAACGGUGCCCAAUAUUUUUGUGAAUAAAGUACAUUUGGGUGGAUGUGACCGAACUUUCCAGGCACAUCAGAGUGGUUUAUUACAGAAGCUUCUUCAAAAAGAGUCAACAUAUGAUUAUGACCUCAUUGUCAUUGGCGGUGGUUCUGGUGGCCUUGCAUGUGCUCAGGAAGCUGCCAUUUUGGGAAAGAAAGUAAUGGUGCUAGAUUUUGUGGUCCCGUCACCUCAGGGUACAUCCUGGGGUCUUGGUGGUACUUGUGUAAAUGUAGGUUGUAUUCCUAAGAAACUGAUGCAUCAAGCUGCCCUUUUGGGGCAGGCAUUAAAAGACUCAAGGAAAUUUGGCUGGGAGUAUAAUCAACAAGUAAAGCACAAUUGGGAGAUCAUGACAGAAGCUAUUCAAAACCACAUUGGCUCUCUAAAUUGGAGCUAUGGGCUGUCUUUGAGGGAGAAGUCUGUGGCCUAUGUAAAUUCCUAUGGAGAAUUUGUCGAACGCCAUAAAAUAAAGGCAACCAAUAGAAAAGGACAAGAGACUUAUUAUACUGCUGCAAAAUUUGUCAUAGCAACAGGUGCAAGGCCACGGUAUUUGGGAAUCCAAGGAGAUAAAGAAUACUGUAUUACUAGUGAUGACCUUUUUUCUCUGCCUUAUUGCCCUGGCAAAACAUUAGUAGUUGGUGCAUCUUAUGUGGCUCUGGAAUGUGCAGGAUUUCUGGCUGGUAUUGGCUUAGAUGUCACAGUUAUGGUGCGUUCAGUCCUUCUUCGUGGCUUUGAUCAAGAAAUGGCAGAGAAAGUGGGUUCCUACAUGGAGCAACAUGGUGUUAAGUUCUUAAGAAAAUUUAUACCUGUGAUGGUUCAACAGUUGGAGAAAGGUUCACCUGGGAAGCUGAAAAUAGUGGCUAAAUCCACUGAAGGACCAGAAACUAUUGAAGGAGUAUAUAACACAGUUUUAUUAGCAGUUGGCCGUGAGCCCUCUACAAGGAAAAUAGGCUUGGAGAAGAUUGGUGUCAAAGUCAGUGAGAAGAGUGGCAAAAUACCAGUCAACGACAUAGAACAGACCAACGUGCCCUAUGUUUAUGCUGUCGGAGAUGUCCUGGAAGGUAAACUUGAGCUCACUCCCGUCGCUAUACAGGCAGGCAAGCUGUUGGCUCGAAGACUUUUUGGGGGUCAUUCAGAAAAGUGCAGUUAUAUUAAUGUUCCAACUACGGUGUUUACUCCUCUGGAAUACGGCUGCUGUGGAUUAUCUGAAGAGAAAGCUAUUGAAAUACAUAAAAAAGAGAAUCUAGAAGUAUAUCAUACUUUGUUCUGGCCUCUUGAAUGGACAGUAGCCGGCAGAGACAACAAUACUUGUUAUGCAAAGAUAAUUUGCAAUAAAGUCGAUAAUAAUCGGGUGGUAGGAUUUCAUAUUCUUGGACCAAAUGCCGGUGAGGUUACCCAAGGAUUUGCAGCUGCAAUGAAAUGUGGGCUCACGAAACAGCUACUUGAUGGCACUAUUGGAAUUCACCCCACAUGUGGUAUUCACCACUUUGGAGAUAACAAAGUCAUCGGGACUGGACAUCACCCAGAAAGGCUGCUGAGGCUAGGCCUGCUGCUAUCUGGUCUCCCUGUCUAUUCUCAUUCCUUUCAAAGAUAAGAACACUCUCAGACCCAGCGAAUCUGUGACAGGGGCACCUGCUCUGUUACAGGCUUUCUUCACAGCACGUAGAUGAGAAUGUAGACAAGGAGACAGGCAGCAGCAGGCAUCUGCUCAGUGGUCUCAGCUGACGGGAGAGGCAGUUGCACUGCUUCCUUGACGUCUUAGCUCGGAACUCAUGUGAAGUGAGCUAAGACCAAUACUCUUCCAAGUCAGAACUGAGCUUUCUUCUCAAAGACCUUUUAAUGACAUAACUAAUCUAAGUCAACCUUUCUGGUUGAAAGUUUUUAUCUUUUUGCUUUGUUGUUUCUAAGAAAAUAUUUUUUCAGUUAUGAAACUAUAAAAUGGUGAUUUUCCAUCGUGUGGGCGUGGAAUUCACAUGGGGUCAUUGGUGAGUGGUGUCUGCGGAAGUGCCCUCAGGUCGCUGGCUGCUUCCCCCUCCCUGGUUCCCUGAUGGCAAUCACCUGGGAGCCAUUCUUCCCUCAGUGUCUCUAGACCAAGCAGAGUAUCUCAUGACAGAGAGGCUUGUGAUUCUUUUUCAUGUUGAUCUUAAGAGUAAUAUUAAAAAGUUUCACUGUGUUAUUUGAACUUUA
Molecule: messenger RNA, 3030 nt
Organism: Myotis myotis
Lineage: Eukaryota; Metazoa; Chordata; Mammalia; Chiroptera; Vespertilionidae
Gene: TXNRD3
Product: thioredoxin reductase 3
Exons: 16
Coding region: 668-2437 (589 amino acids)
Biological process (GO): glutathione metabolic process; cell redox homeostasis; cellular response to oxidative stress
Cellular component (GO): mitochondrion; cytosol
Molecular function (GO): flavin adenine dinucleotide binding; glutathione-disulfide reductase (NADPH) activity; thioredoxin-disulfide reductase (NADPH) activity
Source: RefSeq, a predicted model, not a curated record